AUGUACACCCUAGUGCUGCCUGAUUGCAAUAAUUUAAAAAUGGAAAAUAUUGAAGAAUGUAUGCCUGGUUGUGCUCUUAAAUGUCUUCGAAACGUUGAAGAUACUUCCCAAAGUGUACAUAAAGUUAAAUAUGGAGUGAAUACUAUUGGAAGAGGAUUAAACAAUGAUAUCAUACUCAAAAAUUUAAAUGUAUCAAGAACUCAUUGCCACUUACGAGUUGAAAAAAAAGAAUCCAAAGAUAUCGCAUACAUCAAAGAUUUAGGUACAUCAAAUGGUACUAUUGUUGGCAAUAUAAAUUUGAUUCAAUUUGAAGAACAUCAGUUGAAUGAUUUAGAUAUGAUUGUGUUAGCUAGUGGUGACGAAGGAGUCGUUCUACAAUAUAUUGAUAAAGUAGAUCGUACUAUUAAUUUUUCAAAUCUAUGUAAUAAUAAUAAAAGGAAAGUACUCUGCGAAGAAAAUUUGGAUGAUGAAUCGACUGCUGUAAAAAUUCCAAAAUUAGUUACAAAUGAAUCUGAAAGGAAUUUAUUAAAGAAACCAUUUUCAAAUGCAAAUACUAAUCCACCAAAUAAUUUACAACAAGCAGAACUUAAAAAUCAGUUAGAAUUAGUCAAUGCUUUUUUCAAGACUUAUCAAAAUUUUGAUGAUCAAAAACUACCAGUUGAAGAUCCCAAAAUAAUUCCAAAUAGCACAGAACCAUCCUGUUCUAAAUAUAAUGAUAAUAUAUCUAGUUCUGUGAAAAUAAAAAUAGAACCCGUUACUAUAGUUAAUAAUGUAUUGAGUCAAGGAACUUAUCGCGAUGAAGAAGAUAGUGUAGUUUAUUGUAUAUCAGAUGAAGAAAAUGAUAUAAAUGACAAUGGAUUGGAAACGUCCAACAUUAAAAUUGAAAAACAAGAACAAAUUAACACAUCAUCCACUAAACAUUCAUGUCCAUCUACUUCAAAAAUAGAAAAUAAUUUAAGUUUUCCAGAAUUGUCUUUUCAAUGUCAAAUAAAUGGAAAAACCAGAGAUGAUAUAGAUGAUGUGAUUUACAUACCACCCAACAUGAGUUCAGAUAAUAUAAAUACUUUGAUAAGUUCAAGUGAUAGUGAAAGUGAUUAUAAUAGUAAAUCUAAAUGCCCAAAAAUUAUUGAACCUUUUCCGAUGAAAGUUAAUAAAAGAGGCCAAACAAAGUUACUAGUUGAAAAUGAAUACAUAAUAAAAACUCGAGCUAAAUCAGAAAAGAUAAUCCACAGUAAAAAGAAAGCAGAGGAAGUAAUUGUUGAUCAAAAUAAACAAAUUAUUCUAGAAAGACAAAUGAGACUAAACAAGUUGAAUACAAAUAGCUUAAUAAAUGAAAAUGCAUCAACUAAUGACAAUUUUAAUGAUAAGCCUUCAACAAUUGGUAAAUUAAAAAAGAAAAGUCGAAUAUCUAGGUUGGAACAAAUUAAUAAUGAUAAUUGUAUUCCGAGUACAUCAAAAUCUCAUUUACCUAAACUAGAGGUUGAUAAAAAAGUUGGAUUUAAUUGUAAAGAAAUAACAACCAUAAACAAUCAAAUAGAACAUUUUUCAUUCUCUAAUUAUAAAACUGUGGAUUCUUCAACUACAAAAGUGAUCAAUUUUGCUUUUUUUGAUACGCUUAGUAGAAUAUGUAAGUGGAAUGCAGUGUGGUUGUAUGAGGAAAAAUUUGCUGAUGCAUCUCCACCAUUAGUAAAAAGUAUAUACAAAAUGAAAGAACAAUUUGAUACUCCGUCUGAAUAUUCUUCUACAAUGAAUUCAGUGUUGUUCCAUGAAAUUUGGUCGAAAAUAAGUGAAUCAUAUCAUAUGGUACUUAGUAGAAACCCUAAUUUGGAGCAAUCAAUUUUUGAAAAAUCUUCAAAAAAUUUACCUCUCCCUAAGUUUGAUAUUCAAUCUGUCAAUAAAGAAUUUUCCACAUCGGUGCCAGCAUUAAAAUCUAUUAAUCAGCCACUAUGGUGCUUAAAAUGUAUAGGAACAAAUAAGAACAUUGAAACUUUAACGGGAUCAAGAAACUCACUCAAGGGACAUUUAUGUAUUGUUAUAGUACAGUCAAACUGCUUUGGAACAGAUAUUAUUGGAAAUAAAAAACCUACUAAAUCAAGAAACAUUUUUUUUGGUUAUGUUAAUAUGACAAAAAAGAUUGGGUACCACUCAAAUUCACAAUUUUACAUGGAACUUAUUGUUACAAAAAAGACUGAAAAUAUUCCAAAUGGAACACAUAUUCACUUGAUGGAUAUUUUUUAUUUACUCUCGGAACUACGUUUAUUUCAAGCCAUAAAUAAUGUGACAACAUCUUCGCUAAGCAAGGCACUCAUCACUCCACAAUUUCAUAACUACUCUAUUGAUUCUUCAAAAGCAAAUUUAAAAAAUUAUAACAUAAAUAGUUUAUUAUUAAACAAUAGUCAAAAAGAAGCAGUAAAAAUGGCUGUGACAAUUUGUAAUGCUGUAGAACCAAAUGUUGGUUUGAUAAUAGGACCUCCAGGCACAGGCAAAACAAAUGUUAUUUGUAAUAUUAUUUUAAGUUUAAUGUCUAAACAAUUGGCCAAGACUAAAACUAAACCUAAACUUCUUAUUUGUGCACCUUCUAAUGAAGCUGCUGAUGCAAUAGUAAGACGAAUUAUAGAAAUUAAAAAGGACUUAAAACAUGAAUCACAAUUCAAUGUGGUACGAGUGGGUAGUGCCCAAAAAUAUGAUCCAAAUUCUCCUAUUGUUGAUGUUAUGCUGGAUACUGUAAUCAAACAAAAAAUGGGAAAUCCUUUAAAUGAAGCUAAUCGACAAUGUCAAUCAAAUAAUUUGUUCAUAUAUACCAAUAAGAAAGAUCUUGAAAAUGAAAUACUUAUAAAUACUGAAGUUAUUGUGACAACAUUAAACUCCUGUUUUUCCAAAACAAUGGAGGAGGCCUUCAAGCCUUCAAAUACUAAGUCAUUGAAUAAUUGUCAUUUUACUGCUUGUAUAGUAGAUGAAGCUGGACAAUCUAUAGAACCUCUGGUUUUUGUUCCUAUACUACUUGGUAUUGAUAAAUUAAUUUUGGUUGGAGAUGAUAAACAACUUCAACCAUUAGUAAAAAGCAAGGUGGCCAAAGAUAAUGGUCUUGGUAUUUCUCUUUUCAAACGACUUAAGACUUGGUUUGAACAAAAGCGCUCUACACGGAAAAGUUUUCCAGUAACGAUGUUGAAUACACAAUAUAGAAUGCAUUAUGAAAUUUGUUUAUUUCCAUCUAAAUACUUUUAUAAAGGAGAAAUUAAAACAGCACCAUCUGUCAAAAUGAGGAAGCAACUGUCAUUUCAUCCAUAUAUGAUCCUAGAACAUGAAAGUCUACAAGAUAAUACAGGUGAGGUAAAUAUUGGAGAAGCAAAUAUGAUUGUAACUUUGGUAGAUAUUUUACUCAAUUCAGAAUGUCGAUCACUAACUAUUGCAGUCUUAACACCUUACCAUAAACAGAGAGAGCAAAUAAAUAAAUUAUUAAAGAAAAAGAAGAUCUCGUUAAACGUCAAUACAAUAGAUUCAUUUCAAGGUGGUGAAUGUGACGUGUUAUUGAUAUCAACAGUUCGAACUAAUGGAGUUGGAUUUAUGGAUGAUAUUUGUCGGUUGAAUGUUGCUUUAACACGUGCUAAGCAAUCAUUAAUAAUAUGUGGAAACUUUAUGUCUUUAAGAGGAGAACGAGUAUGGUCUGAUUUAAUAGAAGAUGCAAAGGAACGUAAAUUAAUUAAGAAAGUAUCAAAUAAAGUGAUUACUAAUUCUAGGGUUUUGCUUGCUAUGAUAAAAUUGUAA
Messenger RNA from Macrosiphum euphorbiae (potato aphid), 3765 nucleotides. NCBI's taxonomy places the organism in Eukaryota, Metazoa, Arthropoda, Insecta, Hemiptera, Aphididae. The record is from the annotation of a GenBank genome assembly.